AUGGUGUCAGCACAGGGACUCGUUGCCCGAGACGGCACUGGCAAUCAAGGCCUCGACGAGUUCUUGUCGCUGAUCUCCAAUCCAUUUGCAACUAGUCUCCAAGUCAAUGCCUUUUGGGCUUCUCUGGUUACUUCAGUUACGCUCACCGUCAUUAUCGCCCUGUGUUUUUCCUUUCUACGACCUUACAAUUCUUGGGUGUACGCACCAAAAGUGAAGCAUGCCGAUGAGAAGCAUGCACCACCAGUGCUUGGAAAUGGCGUGUUCGCCUGGGUGAAUCCGGUCAUGACCACGCGGGAGGCCUCUCUCUUUGACAAGCUCGGUCUCGAUGCCAUUGUCUUCUUGCGCUUCACUCGCAUGUGCCGCGAUCUCUUCCUUGUCAUGAGCGUCAUUGGGUGUGGCAUCAUCAUUCCAGUCAAUGUCGCAUUCAGCAAGUCGCCUGGGACCGGAAGCCUUGCUGAUCGGGCGUUCAUGAUGAUGACACCGCAAAAUGUUGUUGGCAAACCAAUGUGGGCGCAGGUUAUCGUUGCCUGGGCCUUUGACAUUAUUAUCGCCGUGGUCCUCUGGUUUCAUUACCGCACCAUCACUCGAUUACGGAGGCAAUACUUUGACAGCACGGAAUACCAGCAUGCGUUACACUCGCGCACCCUUAUGCUCACAGGAAUUCCCAAGGCUUACCGAACGGAUGAGGGCAUUGGUCGUAUCAUUGACGGGAUCAAGGCUACCCCAGAACCCCCUCGUUGUGCGAUCGCUAGAAACGUCAAGGAUCUCCCCGAACUGAUUGAGUCUCACGACGAUGCGGUCCGCAAACUUGAAUCGUACUUGGCCAAGUACCUCAAAAAUCCCGACAAGCUUCCUCCCAAUCGUCCGACAUGCCGGGUACCGAAGAAGGAUAAUUCCUACAAGGAAGGGCAGAAAGUCGACGCCAUUGACUACCUGACCGAGCGUAUCCGUGCCCUCGAGGCGGAGAUCAAGGAUGUUCGUGAAUCGAUCGAUAAACGAAAUGCGAUGCCGUACGGUUUUGCCAGUUACCAGACCAUUCCAGAAGCGCACGCUGUUGCGUAUACGGCUCGGAAAAAGCAUCCUCAGGGUGCGAGAGUUGGCCUGGCUCCUAAGCCGAAUGACUUGAUCUGGAAGAAUCUUCCUCUAACCCAGAAGACGCGACGAUGGAGAGGAUUUGUCAACAACAUCUGGGUCGCAGUCCUCACGCUCAUUUGGGUCGUGCCCAAUGCCCUCAUUGCCGUCUUUUUGUCGAAUCUCUACAAUCUUGGUCUUGUAUGGCCCGGCUUCCAAAAGCAAUUGUAUGCAAAUCAGCGGUGGUGGGCCAUUAUUCAGGGUAUUCUGUCUCCGGCCAUCACUUCGUUGUUUUAUCUCCUCUUGCCCACCAUUUUCCGCCGCCUUUCGAUGCGGGCAGGUGAUCUUACAAAGACAUCACGAGAACGACACGUGAUGCAUAAACUCUAUGCGUUCUUCGUAUUUAACAACUUGAUCAUCUUCUCACUCUUUGCGACGCUCUGGAACUUUGUUUCUGCGGUCAUCAAUGCCAAGAAGGAGAACCAGAAUGCGUGGGAAGCGAUCAAAUCUGGUCAUUUGUUUUUCAAGGUCAUGUCAGCACUCUGCCAAGUGUCGACGUACUGGGUUACAUGGAUCUUGCAACGAAAUUUGGGCGCAGCUGCGGAUCUUGCUCAGAUCUGGAAUCUUAGUACGACUUGGUUCGCCAGGAAGUGCUUGAGUCCCACGCCAAGACAGUUGAUUGAAUGGACAGCUCCUCCUGCAUUUGACUAUGCGAGCUACUACAACUACUUCCUCUUCUAUGCGACCAUUGCGCUCUGCUUUGCCACUUUGCAGCCCAUCAUCCUGCCGGUCACUGCACUUUAUUUUGGUAUUGAUGCAUGGCUGAAGAAGUAUCUCUUGCUUUACGUCUUCAUCACCAAGACCGAGUCAGGCGGCCAAUUUUGGCGAGUCUUGUUUAAUCGAUUCCUCUUCGCCACGGUCCUUGCGAAUGUUAUUGUUGCUUUGGUGGUUGUCGCCAAGGGCACCUGGAUUAUGCUUAUCUGCAUGGCUCCUCUUCCCAUCCUAUUACUGGGCUACAAGAUCUACUGCAACAAAGUGUUUGACGACAGAAUGCAUUACUACACCAAGUCGCUCAGCACGGAUGCGGAGUCUACUCUUGCUAUCCCACCCGAGAUUGCCGCCAAGAAUGCCCGAAAGAAUGAACGCCUUGCCGUUCGCUUUGGUCAUCCUGUCCUCUACAAGCCACUUAUCACGCCCAUGGUGCACGCCAAGGCGCAGCACAUGCUCAGCCAAAUCUAUUCUGGACGUCUUGACCAAGACAGCGAUACUGCCAGCGUGGCCGGUUACAGCGACAUUUUCAUGCAAAACAUGACUCAAGGACAUCCCGGCAAGAGUGCAAACGCUGCUGCGCCGUUUGAAGUCGUGCCCGAAAACCAUCUCGAUUUCAGCUACUAUAAGAACCGCGACGAAUUCGGCGACGAGCACGGAGGCGGCGAGAUUUUUGGCCGUCCCAUUGACGCCGUGUCUAUUCGUUCGCCUACCCCCCGCAGCUUCUUUGCUUUCGAAGACCGUCCUGGCUCUCCUGCUUCUUCCUCUCGAGCCUCGAGUCCUGCGCCCUCACGUCUGCAACGCGCCAUGUCCGGCGACACUGCCGGCUACUCCCGUCCUCCGCUCGAACACCGCUCCAGUUCGUCCGAAUCGCGCGAAGGCCUCGGCUCGUCGGGCUACGUCGACUUGGGCGACCCCGGCCGCGUGGCAAUGUACCGCGACUCAAACGAGAGCGAAACCCGUCUCCUUAAUGCCGCUGCCUCCUCGCCACGGUCAAAUCCUCGUGUGCAAGAAUUCAGUCACGAUCGCUCCGGUAGCCCGCGGGGAUAUCCUCGAGGGUAUGGAAACGUGCCGCAGGACGAAAUGGAUUUGAGUUAUGAUUCAUAUCGUCGUGGCUACCGAUGA
Messenger RNA from Xylona heveae TC161, 2964 nucleotides. Its product is annotated as putative DUF221 domain protein. Gene Ontology annotation, cellular component: plasma membrane. The coding region runs from base 1 to 2964 and encodes 987 amino acids. The transcript is spliced from 5 exons. Gene Ontology annotation, molecular function: calcium-activated cation channel activity. Lineage: Eukaryota; Fungi; Ascomycota; Xylonomycetes; Xylonales; Xylonaceae. The record is from RefSeq and is a predicted model, not a curated record.